Messenger RNA from Oryctolagus cuniculus (rabbit), 1648 nucleotides. It is a transcript of the gene ABI3, whose product is annotated as ABI family member 3. Gene Ontology annotation, molecular function: signaling adaptor activity; SH3 domain binding. Gene Ontology annotation, biological process: regulation of cell migration; cell-substrate adhesion; neuron migration. Gene Ontology annotation, cellular component: actin-based cell projection; cytoplasm; lamellipodium. NCBI's taxonomy places the organism in Eukaryota, Metazoa, Chordata, Mammalia, Lagomorpha, Leporidae. The record is from RefSeq and is a predicted model, not a curated record.
CUGCUGGGUGGAACUGGGGGCUGGGCCCCUGGCUUCCCCCUUCCUCGGGCAGGGGACAGAGGCACAGGCCCAGCCAGGGAGCAGGGACUGACUUCCUCUUGUCCCGGAAUGAGCAUGCCUGCCCUUCACAGGCAGGUUUGGGGCUCUCACGCAGAGGAAACCAAGAGGGCGGUGAGAGGGAGGGCAGGCAGAGCGACCAAUCAAGGAAGGGCUGGGUGAGGCACAGAAGCUGCGGCUCCCGGGGGAGCCAGACGGAGGCCGGGGGUGAUGGCGGAGCUGCAGCAGCUGCAGAACCUGGACAUCCCCACGGGCCGGGAGGCUCUGCGUGGCAACCACAGCGCCCUGCUGCGGGUAGCCGACUACUGCGAGGACAACUACGUGCAGGCCACAGACAAGCGGAAGGCGCUAGAGGAGACCAUGGCCUUCACGACUCAGGCUUUGGCCAGCGUGGCCUACCAGGUGGGCAACCUGGCAGGGAACACACUGCGCAUGCUGGACCUGCAGGGGGCUGCCCUGCGCCAGGUGGAAGCCCGCGUGAGCACCCUGGGCCAGAUGGUGAACAUGCAUUUGGAGAAGGUGGCCCGACGGGAGAUUGGCACCUUAGCCACUGUCCAGCAGCUGCCCCCUGGCCAGAAGGUCAUCGCCCCCGAGAGCCUGCCCCCCCUCACGCCCUACUACAGGAAACCCCUCAACUUCGGCUGCCUGGAUGACGUUGGCCAUGGGAUCAAGGACCUGAGCACGCAGCUGUCGCGGACCGGUACCCUGUCUCGCAAGAAUAUCAAGACACCUGCCGCCCCUGCCUCCGCCACACUGGGGAGACCACCCCGGAUCCCCGAGCCGGUGCAGCCUCCCACAGUACCGGACGGCAGACUCUCCGCCGCCUCAUCCGCCUCUUCCUUGGCCUCAGCAGGCAGCGCCGACGGUGGCGGUGGGGUCUCCGCGCCCAAGGGGCAGGAGGCACCCCCACCCCCACCGCCACUUAGCUCUUUGGCCCUGCCACCUCCUCCUGCCAACGAGGUCUUCCUGCCCCCGCCUCCCCCGGAGGAGCUGUCCCCGCCCCCUCCAGCCGAAGAGCUGCCCCCGCCCCUGGACCUGCCCCCUCCUCCGCCCCUAGACGUGGACGAGCUGGGGCUGCUGCCUCCGCCCCCGCCAGGCUUUGGGCCGGAAGAACCCAGCUGGGUCCCUGCAGCCUACUUGGAGAAAGUGGUGACUCUGCACCCGUACACCGCGCAGAAGGACAAUGAGCUCUCCUUCUCCGAGGGCACGGUCAUGUACGUCACGCGCCGCUACUCUGACGGCUGGUGCGAGGGCGUCAGCUCUGAGGGCGCUGGAUUCUUCCCCGGGAACUAUGUGGAGCCCAGCUGCUGACUGCCCAGGGCUCUCCCUGUGCCCACCCAGGCUCCGAGCCGAGCCAGCCCGCUGGACUGGGCUGCCCGCAUUUUGCGAUGUGAGCUGUGCAGUCUGUCCCUUCCCCCUUCCCCCAAAGUGGGGGCCCUGGGGAGAGAAGGUACUCGGAGGUCUGCUGCAGACGGGACAGAACCGGAGGCCGAGGAGUGUGGGGAUGACCCUGGCCACAGAGGACCCCUCCCACGUGCUGGGUGGGGUCUCCAGCUUCAAGUGCCAACUCUGAAUAAAGCGGAUGACCUGA